This is a messenger RNA of Oreochromis aureus, 2288 nucleotides long. RefSeq names its product zinc finger protein 814-like. Bases 834 to 2144 code for a protein of 436 amino acids. Gene Ontology annotation, biological process: regulation of transcription by RNA polymerase II. The transcript is spliced from 2 exons. The record is from RefSeq and is a predicted model, not a curated record. Gene Ontology annotation, molecular function: DNA-binding transcription factor activity; RNA polymerase II cis-regulatory region sequence-specific DNA binding. Lineage: Eukaryota; Metazoa; Chordata; Actinopteri; Cichliformes; Cichlidae.
CGACUCUUAGAGCAAACUUGUGAACUUCACAUCACUACCAGCCUCGGGUUUAAAACUAGUGUUAAUGGAGGGAGUUUGAAUGUUCAGUUUGUUUCACGACUGCAUUUCACCCUGUCCCGAUCCUUUUAUUUGAGUUCGAGAAAAAACAACCAACACUCGAGAGAAGUCCAGUCAAACAAUGAUUUAUUGAUUACAUGUACGCAGGAGAGGUCUGCAGCAUCACUCACUUACAGAGAUCUCAACUAGGAAGCACACAUCACACUACUUUUGUAUAUUCAAGUCCAGCCUCACAAUACGUAAGCAGAUAUCAUAAUAUGCGUCAGUUACUUGACUUCUAUAACACUUAAAAACCGUCCUCACCGUCUCACACUCUGUGUUUCCUGCUGUUUUUUCUCCUCGUACACGUCUCUGAAACAUCCAGAGUACAUUCUGUGCUAAUCUCACUGAGCAGGCGUACAGGCACAGCCAAAUGUCUCUAAUCUUUGCCCUAGAAACAAGUCUAAUAUUUAUCUGUGUCUGUAAACAUGUUUGCAUUGACCCUCAAAAGACUGAAUGCCAACUCUCAUGAGCACAUUUGCAAUGUGUGUAUGAAAAUAAGUAUAAAUACUUAUUUAAUAAAAGCUCACAAAAUACCACUAAUAAAAGGCCGGUUAGAAUAAUGUAUUUCCCACAAAUCACUGCCUCUGUUUGUAUCUCUGUCACUGCAGGACCAACGUGGAUCGAGAAGUCCGCGCUCUCAGGAGGCCGACAAUUUUGUUGACGAAAGAAGUGGAAGAAAAAAAUACAACCGUGACGAGUUUGGGAAAGAUUUUACUGUGAAAGCUUCCCUAAAAAUGCAUCAGGUCAUCCACACCGGAGAGAGACCGUUCAGCUGUGGAAACUGUGGAGAGUCUUUUACCAGGUCUGGAAGCUUAAAAACACACCAACUAAUCCACACUGGAGAGAGACCGUUCAGCUGUGACGAGUGUGGAAAUUCUUUUACGCAGGCUGGACACUUAAAAACACACAAACUCAUCCACAGUGGAGAGAGACCGUUCAGCUGUGGAGACUGUGGAAAGUCUUUUACCACGUCUGGACACUUAAAAAAUCACAAACUCAUCCACACUGGAGAGAGACCGUUCAGCUGUAGAGACUGUGGAAAGUCUUUUACCGAGUCUGGAACAUUAAAAACACACAAACUCAUCCACAGUGGAGAGAGACCGUUCAGCUGUGACGAGUGUGGAAAGUCUUUUACCCACUCUGGAAGCUUAAAAAGACACCAACUCAUCCACACUGGAGAGAGACCGUUCAGCUGUGACGAGUGUGGAAAGUCUUUUACCCACUCUGGAAACUUAAAAACACACAAACUCAUCCACACUGGAGAGAGACCGUUCAGCUGUGGAGACUGUGGAAAGUCUUUUACCCUCUCUGGAAACUUAAAAACACACCAACUGAUCCACACUGGAGAGAGACCAUUCAGCUGUGACGAGUGUGGAAAGUCUUUUACCCACUCUGGAAGCUUAAAAAGACACAAACCAAUCCACACUGGAGAGAGACCGUUCAGCUGUGGAGACUGUGGAAAGUCUUUUACCCACUCUCGAACAUUAAAAUCACACCAACUCAUCCACACUGGAGAGAGACCAUUCAGCUGUGGAGACUGUGGAAAGUCUUUUACCACGUCUGGAAACUUAAAAGCACACCAACUCAUCCACAGUGGAGAGAGACCAUUCAGCUGUGACGAGUGUGGAAAGUCUUUUACGCACAUUUCACACUUAAAAACACACAAACUCCUCCACAGUGGAGUUAAAGCGUACACCUGUGAUCAGUGUGGCAGAGCUUUUACUCACAGUAACAGCUUACAGAGUCAUCUAGUUACCCACUCUGGAAUUAAGGCGUACAGCUGUGACGUCUGUGGAAAAACUUUCAGCCGGAUAGGGAGCCGAAAUACACACCUACGCAUUCACACCGGACAUGAUGUGUACAGCUGUGAUCAGUGUGGUAAACAGUUUACUACAAACACAGAGUUACGACGUCACAUGUUUACCCACACUGAGGAACGACCUUAUAAAUGUGACCUGUGUGAGAAGACUUUUAAAUCUCCACGUUACCUGAGACGACACCAACAGAUCCACACCAGAAAGACUCUACAAGUGCAGUUACUGUGAGAAGCAGAGCGACACAGAUGGAUCAAGUUCUCAACCCUGUCAUCGCUGUGGGAAAGACUUUUGUUGUGACCUUUGUGGAAAAACUUUAAGUCAUUGAAGGACUCUGAAAAUACAUCAACGUGACACACUGGAGACAAAAUGAAC